GUAUGUACGUAUGUACGUAACGUGCAGAGUUUUAGUUUGCGAGCAAGAUUUUUAGACUGUGCAGUUAAGUGUUAAAAAUACGAGAUAAACCCCGAAAUAUUUAGUAUACACUAAUCAUAAUAGCUAGUUAACUAGCUAUGUUUCGCCAGCUUUUUCGGACGCAGCUCGCCGCGACGGGAACGACUCACCUUAGCCGUUUGCAACGCGUUUGUCUAGCCGAGAGACCACUGUGCACCAAAAGGGACGAGGUGAAGCUGGCAGAGGAGGCCAGCAAGAGGUACGGCUCUGCAGCUCCAACCAUCUUCUCCAAAGUGAUUGACAAAAGCAUCCCUGCAGAUAUCAUUUAUGAAGACGAGAAGUGUUUGGCAUUCAGGGAUAUCAGCCCGCAGGCCCCUGUUCAUUUCCUCGUCAUUCCAAGGAUCCCCAUUCCCAGAAUAAGUGAGGCCAAAGAUGAUGAUGCUGAGCUCUUAGGACAUUUGUUGGUUGUCGCCAAAAAUGUGGCAAAGCAGGAAUCUUUAACUAAAGGAUACAGAGUGGUGAUCAACGAUGGAAAGGACGGUGCUCAGUCAGUUUAUCACCUUCACAUCCACGUCCUGGGAGGAAGACAGAUGACAUGGCCACCAGGAUAAUAGUGUCUUGUGUGAGCUGAUGUGUCAGUCAGCUAAGUUACUUUCAUUUCUUUUAUCAUGAGCGUGGCAUGACAUACAAUGGGUGUAGUUAAUCCAAGAUUCACAUUCUCAUCCCAUUUCCUGCUCAAAAAACUCACUUGCCUGCACAAAAUAUGAAAUGUAAAUAUGUUGAUCUUAACAAAUGUGAAAAUUAAUUGUAAAAAUGAGAAGUAAAGACAUUAUGUUUGAUACAGCUUCAAAUAAAGACAGAAUAUCUGCAAUG
Toxotes jaculatrix (banded archerfish) is the source of this 891-nucleotide messenger RNA. RefSeq names its product histidine triad nucleotide binding protein 2 (gene hint2). Gene Ontology annotation, cellular component: mitochondrion; cytoplasm. Gene Ontology annotation, molecular function: hydrolase activity. The coding region runs from base 138 to 629 and encodes 163 amino acids. Lineage: Eukaryota; Metazoa; Chordata; Actinopteri; Toxotidae. The record is from RefSeq and is a predicted model, not a curated record. The transcript is spliced from 5 exons.